Electrophorus electricus (electric eel) is the source of this 4304-nucleotide messenger RNA. RefSeq names its product protein tyrosine kinase 7a (gene ptk7a). The record is from RefSeq and is a predicted model, not a curated record. Lineage: Eukaryota; Metazoa; Chordata; Actinopteri; Gymnotiformes; Gymnotidae. Gene Ontology annotation, biological process: synapse organization; protein phosphorylation; homophilic cell-cell adhesion. Gene Ontology annotation, cellular component: plasma membrane; axon; neuronal cell body. Gene Ontology annotation, molecular function: protein tyrosine kinase activity; ATP binding; axon guidance receptor activity.
UCGCGCGUGCGGAGCGGAUCCUUUGUGUGGCUGCGAGUAAAGUUAUAAUGACGCCAGCGCCGCGUCCUCCCGCAUCCGCAGCCCCGCAGAACUUGGGCUGUUAACACUCGCCCGUCUCGGACAACUUGCUCCGCGUCGUCGUGACUAUUCGACUGAGGGGGUUCGCCGAGAAAAGUGGAUUAUUAUCGAUCUGAUACCGACGGGUCAGUCGCAGCCCGUACACGCGUGUUAGUGUAUUUAAACUGUCACACCGUCGUGUUUCCUUUCGCCUUCGGCGAAGUUAAAACCAUGACCAUGCCGGCCGGAGAAACGGAGCCGCCGCUUCGUGGCAGCAGUGGAAAAUCGGUGCCGCUGAGGAAGGCAGCUUUCGUUAUGGUCACGCUUCUUUGUAAAGCACUUUGCACGCAGUCUGCAUCCUUCUACUUCACAAAGGAGCCCACAUCCCAGGAUGCACUGCAUGGCCGCAGCGCCAUGCUGCGGUGUGAGGUGAGCGACCCGGAGGGCGUGUCUUACACCUGGCUGCAGAACGGCCAGGCGCUCUCGCACUCGGAACGCCGCUACCAGGAGGGAGGCAACCUCAAGUUCACAGCCAUCGACCGGACCCUGGACUCCGGCAGCUUCCAGUGUGUGGCCACCAAAAACCUCACGGGAGAAGAGGAACACACGAGCGAGGCGUAUUUCAACAUCAAAUGGUUGGAGAGUGGUGGAGUAACUCUUCAGAGUCCAGCCUCAGAGGCACAGAUUGUGAGCUCUUCACCCGUGAUCUUGCGCUGUAACAUCGAUGGGCACCCCCGGCCCACGAGUCGAUGGUACAGAGAUGGGCUGCUGAUGUCAGAGAAGACGAACAACAAGAACCGCACGCUGUCCCUGCCGAGCGCCAGCCCGGACCACAACGGAGUCUAUUACUGCUGUGGCAAAAACACAGCAGGCCAAGUGUGCAGUGCCACCAACUUCACUCUUAACAUCAUAGAUAAGAGUUUCCCGCGGCCCGUGGUGAAGCCCGAGGACCUGGUGGUGCAGAAGAACGAGGAGGCCCAGUUCCACUGCCGCUUUACCGCUGAGCCCCCACCCACCGUGGAGUGGUACCACGAGAAGGAGCUCGUCUCCAACAAGAGCCGCGUCUUCCUCCUGAGCAACGGCUCACUCGUGAUCAGCCAGGUAAAGCAGCGCAAUACCGGCCGCUACAGGUGUGUGGCGCAGGGACUCCGGGGCCCUCCCGUCUCGCUGGAGGCUUUUCUAAGAAUAGCUGAGAUCGAGGACAUGCAGGCACGGCAGUCCCGGGUCUUCACGGCAGACUCCCUGGAGCGGGUGUCGUGCCGGCCACCCCGCGGGCACCCGGAGCCGGAGGUGUGGUGGGAGCACGCGGGCCAGCGCGUGCCUACGACAGGCCGGGUCUACCAGGACGGGCUGGACCUCAUGUUCAGACCCACAAAGGGAGAGGACUCGGGCACCUACACCUGCUUUGCCCAGAAUAAAGCAGGCCAGAGGAAACAUGAGCUCACGGUGACCGUGGCCACUGCACCUGAAUGGGUUCAGAAGCCCAAGGACACUCAAAUGGAAGAAGGGCAUUCUGGGUAUUUACACUGUGAGACACGUGCUACGCCUGACCCGGAAGUCACAUGGUACCGCAACAUGCAGCCAAUCAGUGUUGAGGAUGCGCGUUUCAAGCAGUUUCCCAACGGGACACUCCGCAUCAACAGUGUGGAGGUGUACGAUGGCCACGUGUACAGCUGCGAAAGUCGAACUGAAGCAGGAAGAUUAACUGCACAGGCCAAAGUCUUUGUACUGGAGCGGCUGAAGUUCACGCCGACGCCACAGUCCUGGCAGUGUCUGGAGCUGGAGAAGGGAGCCAUCGUGCAGUGCUCUGCCAAAGGCCGCCCGGCGCCCACCGUCCGAUGGACCAAAGACGGUGACGGUGAAAUCCUAGGCUGGAUGGAACAGAAUGGGGGCACACUGCACUUCCCCAGAGUGACGCGGUCGGAUGCAGGGAACUACACCUGUGUGGCCUCCAACAGUGUGCAAGGAGAGAUCCGAGCAGUAGUCCAGCUGACCGUAGCAGUGUUCGUGGUGUUUAAGUUGAAGCCGGAGAACACGACGGUGUACCAGGGCCACACGGCCGUGCUGCACUGCCAGGCUGCAGGAGACCCGCUGCCCAUCAUCCAGUGGAAGAAGAAAGACAAGUUCCUGGAGGCCAGCGGGAGCAGGUUCCAGAUGAUGCCCAACGGCUCUCUGGUCAUUAGCGACGUCGCCCCGGAGGACACAGGGAGCUACACGUGCAUCGCUGGGAACAGCUGCAACAUCGCACACACCACGGCAGAGCUCUACGCUGUGGAGAAGCCCGGGCUCUCCCUGGCCCAUGAUGAAAAGGCUCCCUACAAGAUGAUCCAGACCGUGGGCCUGUCGGUGGGGGCGGCUGUUGCCUACAUCAUCGUUGUACUGGGUCUCAUGUUCUACUGCAAGCAGAGACGUAAGGCCAAGAGACUACAGAAGGGCCAGAGCCAGGACGAGCCUGAGACCGAGUGUCUCAAUGGAGGCACAGUGCGUCAGAACGGCCAGGCUACAGCAGAGAUUCAGGACGAGGUAGCGCUGACCAACACGGCUGCUGCUGGGAGCAACAAACGCCACAGCACUCAAGAGAAGCUGUACUUCCCCCGGACCAACCUGCGCACCAUCGCAACACUGGGUAAGGGGGAGUUUGGUGAAGUGUUCCUAGCCAAGGCGAAGAUAAGUGAGGAAGAGGAAGUUGUUCUAGUGAAGAGUCUGCAGUCUCGGGACGAGCAGCUGCACACAGAGUUCCGCCGUGAGAGUGACAUGUUUGCCAAACUGAGCCACCCCAACAUCACGCAUCUGCUGGGCCUGUGCAGAGACUCCGAGCCGCACUACAUGGUCCUAGAAUACACAGACACGAGUGACCUGAAGCAGUACCUGAAAACCUCCAACAGCAGUGACGAGAAAGUCAAAGUACAGCCGUUCAGCACUAAGCAAAAGGUGUGGGUGUGUCUGCAGGUUGCCAGGGCGAUGGAACACCUGUCCAGUCAGCGCUUUGUCCAUAGGGACCUAGCUGCACGCAACUGCCUCAUCAGCUCCAAGCGGCAUGUGAAAGUGUCGGCUCUAGGACUGAGCAAAGACGUAUACAACAGUGAGUAUUUCCAUUAUCGUCAGGCCUGGAUCCCCCUACGUUGGCUCCCAUCUGAGUCUGUGUUUGAGGACGACUUCUCCACCAAGUCAGACGUCUGGUCGUUCGGAGUCCUCAUGUGGGAGGUUUUCAGCCUUGGAGAGCUACCGCACGUAGAACUUGCAGACGACAAGGUGCUGGAAGGGCUUCAGCAGGGUACGCUGAAACUGCCCCCACCGCAGGGCUGCCCCUCCAGGGUCUACAAACUCAUGCUGCACUGCUGGGCCACCAGCCCCAAGGACAGAGUCUCCUUCAGUGACGUCGCCACGGCCCUGGGUGAGCUCCCGUCCGAGAGCAAAGUGUGAAGGGAUAAGAACGGGAUAAGGGAGAGACCAGGGACCGAAGCAGAGCACUUGGGUUGGCCUGCUAAGACUGAAAGCCAUCAUCUCGGAUCCCAUCUCCUCAUCACAAAUCGACCCAACCGCUUCAGAACAAGGGCUGGAUAUUUUUGUGUUAUUAGCCUCUUUCUUGCCCGUUAGCCCCGUCAGUAGGUGACCUGUAUGAGGAAGUUGCUUAUUGUCUUGGGACAAACCAUAUUAAAUUUGCAUAUAGAAUCUGGUUCUGAACUACAUUUGUUAAAAUGCCUGUCCAGCCACUCCUGCUUAUGGUUCAGUUAGUGUGAACAGGAGGAGAAAGGGUUUUCAUAUAGAGAAUAGGUGUUAUGGUUUUUUAAAACCAUGCACUGACAAAUCUGGAUUUUUUGUAUUACAGAAGGAUUGUUCCAGGAACCUUUUAAUUUAUUUUAAAGGUUCUGGUUGUGCUUUUACUGUACAGCAUGGUACUGUUUGAUAUUCCUUUUAUUCGUUAGGUGGUUUUUAGAAUUCAGAUUAAAACAAAUUUAAAGAUAACUGAAGCAAUGGUUAAAUGAUGACAUGAGGUCAUUGACAUAAGGGUGACGUGGUAAACUGAUGCCUGUAAAAUGAAGGAUGUAUUUUUACACUAUUUUUCAAAUGCUUUGUAUUUGUUUUUGAGUGUUUUAGAAAAUUGUCUUUUUGGGGGGGGGGGGGGGUGUUUUUUUAACAGAUACACUCAUUGGAUGUGUUAAAAUUACAGAAAAAUGUAAUAAGACAUGAGACAAGAAAAGGAUGUAUUCUGUUGAUGCAAUAAAGAUCCACCUUUUGCAACCUUU